UUGAUCCUCUUGCUCUCUUGACACGCUUUGGCAACUCAGACAAUAUGUGGAAGCUAGCCGUGUUCCCCCUCUUGGCGAGUGUGAUCCUGCAGCAGGCAGCAGCGCAGGGCGGAGCAGAGAGCUUAGCUUUCCCAGGGUUCCUGCCGAGCGAAUAUGUUAAAGCACGGAAACCUGUAGGUGAUGACCGUCCCAACGACGUGUAUGAGCACCUAAGUGUACGUAGGCCGAAGUUGGCAUCUGAUGAAGUGGUCAUCUACCCUCAUCAUUUCGGCUUCGAGUACGGCCAGGACCCCGAGCACAGCAUUUACGAAGUGCAUAACGCUAAAGAACUCGUCGCAGAGCACAGCAAGAAGCACUCUAAACACGACAAGCAUGGCAAACAAGGCAAGCAAAUCCAUCAACACGACCACGACCACCAUCACCACCACCACGAAGAGGAAAACAAUCUCGUGGAGGUGGCCCAGCCACCUCGUGGUCCCCCACAGUCAGGGUAUGGAGCACCUCCUUCUCCCCAGCAGCAGCAAUUCAGGCCCCGACCUGCCUUCCCUCCUCAGAUCAAGAAUCACUUCGGUUGAUUUGUUUUCCUCUUUCAGCACUUCACCGCCUUAAUGAACUAUCAAUGCUAGAACGAACUCAAUUGGUGUAAAUUCUACAAGAUGUUCAAGAAGCGGUGUUGGGUUGAACGGCGUUUGCACCUGACCAGUUCAUGUAGGGCAUCUUCUAACAAAACUGCACCGACGAUUUUGAUAUCAGAUCAGUUUCAUCACUAUUUUGGUCAAAAUUGUUUGUGCAACUUGUUGGUGGUUGUCAAUUUGAGUUCUGGUGUAAACGUGACUUGAUUUUACGAUCUGUAAAGUUCGGUGUUGGUCUGAGUAGUAGAUUGAAGCGCGUUACAAACGAUAAGUCGGCUUAAAUCCUGUAGCUUGAAGCUAAUAUAUGGGCUCGAGUGUUCAAUGUAGAGCUUCACAGAGUCAGGAACUGAGUUUAACUCUUUGCCGGAUAUCUUCGAUGCGGUCAAACGAAUCCUCAGAUUAAAGUCAUCAGGUUCUGUAACAGUAUGGUCACGAUUUCUCGAGCACGAGAAAGUGUUGCAGCUUGGACGCAGGCGAACACAAUUUCGAUGCAGAGAUUUCUAACGAUUUAACAAGGAUCACUGAUGACAAACAUGGACAUUAAAUAGGCAUUAUUCGGGUAACAUUUGCUCGAUUGUUGCGACUGGACUCUGUUAUUGUAUUUUUGAUGGGCAUUUGCUUGUGAUAUUACGUUAUUUAUUUUGUGUAUUUCGCAUAUAUUUAUAUGAUACAAGAAAAUAAUAAACCAUUCCAAAAAAAGACCGUGCGAACUAGUGUCGCUAGUAGCUGUGGCGAGUCAUUACUUGAUUCACAUAAUAAACCUGAGUGAAAC
This is a messenger RNA of Hyalella azteca, 1404 nucleotides long. RefSeq lists its product as uncharacterized. The record is from RefSeq and is a predicted model, not a curated record. The transcript is spliced from 3 exons. NCBI's taxonomy places the organism in Eukaryota, Metazoa, Arthropoda, Malacostraca, Amphipoda, Hyalellidae. Bases 45 to 575 code for a protein of 176 amino acids.